AUGAAUGGACCUGUCAUCAGUAACUUAUGGCUUGUAGUCAAAAAACAAAUUGAAGUUCCUGCUAAUAUUAAGGAAAAAUUACGUGAUGUAAAAGGUGAUGUUGAUUCAACAAUCAUUGCCAUUGCUUUUCCACUCAAUGGUAUUCAAGAUUCGUCAUUAUCAUCUCCACCGACUCAACCUGUUUUUGCAUAUUUACCACUUUGUUCAUAUGGAUUUCGUUUUAUUUUACAAGGUGAUUUUGAAGUUCCAGCAAAUCGUCAAGAAAUUCUUCACGAUAACCUAUGGAAUGAAUGGCUUCAAUGGAAGAUGACUUGUCUUCUUUCUUUAGCUUAUUAUCAAUUUCGACAUUUACCUGAUUUACUUGCUUCCUCAACAUUUCAUACACAAAUUAAUUGUGAAAUAACACCGAUACAAACAAUAAAAUAUUUUCUUAAAUUUUUUCCUUUACAAAAUGAAUCAAAACCAUUUUUUAAUAAAUUUGUCGAUGAAAGUAUUAAAUCAUUAGCAGGUAUUAUUAAAUUACCAGUUUCUCGUCAAAAUGAAAAAGAAGAAACAACCAUCGAUUGGGUUGCACCUUCUCAAUGUAUUAUUGUACAAGAUGCAUUUAUUCGAAAAAUUCUCUCACAAGAUUUAUUAUUAUCACAUUUCAAUAGUUAUUAUGUUCAUGAACAAUUAAUGCAAGAGUGCAACGAACAAAUUCUAUUGAAACUAGGCUGUCGUCAACUUGAUUUUUCAGAUAUUACACAACUUAUUGAAACAUCAUACAAACAAAAGGAACAACAACAUAUUAAAACAACAUCAGCUAUAGAACAAAUUGCUCAAUGGCUUGUGUGUCUCGACUAUAGUCUUCAACAACAACGGCAAGAAAUCAAUUUUAAAGCACGCGAAAGUGAUACAAUCAAUAAACUUAAACAAUUAAAGAUUAUUCCAUUGAAAGACCAAUCACAAUUAGUAUCUGUUAAUGAGUUUGAUAAAUAUCCUAUUUCAUUUCCAUGGGAAAAAUCAAUAAAAUAUUCAAAACAUUUGAAACUUGUUCUUGAUGAUAUACCUACGAUUGAUGAACAGUUACUUAACUUUAUUGAAGAUAAAUAUCCUCGAAGAUUGGAUUCAAUUAAACGACUCCUUCAAAAUCUUGGUAUUAAUAAAUCACACAAUAUUCGUGAAAUCUAUCUUCAACAUAUGUUGCCAGUCAUGUCAGAUCAAACUCAUUGGUCUUUGAAAUCGGAAUCAGUAUUAAUCGCGUAUCUUUUAUGUAUUUAUGAAUACAUCUACUCGCAAAAGUCUGAUCUAUUUGAAAAUGAGUUACAAAUAUUAAAAAGUAAAGUACUUAUUAAAACACGUGAUAAUAAAUUUGUUUCAUUGGGUUCUCCUGAUGUUGUUGUUCAUUUAACAUUGAAGUAUGGUUGUAAAGAUUCACUUGAAUCUUUACGCUUAUCAAACUAUCAAUUCAUUUUUAUUUCUGAUGAUUAUUAUAAUGAGUUUUGUCUUACUGAAUUGUUUCUUAAAAGUCAUGAUGUACAUUCCUUCGUCAUAUUUCUUAAGAAACUCAAUAUAAAUGACUUUCUUCAAGUAGACUUGAAUGAAACGCGAUUUAUCGGUGUUCAAAAUCUUGCUGAUACUAAAUGGGCAUAUUUAAUUCCAAAAUUAUCUGAAAUGAUACAUGAACCAUUUAUAAUACAAGAUUUUUGUUGUGAGGAGUUCAAUAAACUUGUAACACCAUUGGAUGCCAAUCAAACCGUUGACCACGAAUUAUGUGUUCAAUUACUUCAAUAUUUGGAUCGUCAUUAUCAAUAUGUUUCUCACUACUUUACAGGUUCGGUUAUGCUAGUUCGUGGACAUCAAUAUGGUCAAAACACACCAAUAAAAGGUAUUGAAUCUUCAUUUACUCUCUCAGUACGACAACAUGCAUGGAUUCCUGUUGUUGGUGAUGCAUUAUUUAAGCCUAGUGAUGUUUAUUUAUUACCAUCAAAUAGUCCAACGUAUGCCUUUCGACGGUAUAUACCUCACUUAGAUGAAUCAAAAGUAUCGUUAAAAAGUUUAGAAUUUAUACAUAAUAUACUUGGUAUUAAGUCGCAAGUCAAACAUCGAACUAUAUUCGAGUUAUUUAUGAAGUGGUCAUGUAAUCUGGAUAGUCAAUCAUUAUGGGAUUUGAUCAAACAGACAGAAACAUUGGAUAUUAUCCCUUGCACUCUACCGAAUACAUUUCGUCAGUCUUGUAUUGACACAAUCGAAAAUCUUCGUGUAAUCUAUGCAUUCCUUGCUUCAAACGAUGAAACUCGACGUUUUCUUAGUCGUUUUCGUUUAUGGCCAAUCAUAUUUAUUCCACGAAAACAAAAUACUGGUGAUUUCUUAUUUGUUCAACAAACAUUUUGGACUGAUCCCAUCUCUCUAUUGUCAACACAAGAUAUAAUUACAGAUUCAAACGGUCGUAUCCCUAUUCAAUCGUAUUACAAUGAUGAUUCUAUUUUAAAUAUAUUUUUUCUUGAAAUACUUCAUGUUGAAUUACAUCCAACUAUUGAUGAUUAUUUACCAUUAUUAUCUGUUGAUCAGGAUAUUAAUAAGAUUUGGUUGAUUAUUCAAAUAAUCACAAAAUUAGCAGCAGAACGAAAUAAACAAAAAGAAGUUCAAGGUUUCUCAAUUGAUACUAAUUUUCAAGAACAAUUCUGUUCACUUUUUGAUAUUGAAAAUCUUCGUAAAGUUAUUCAAACUAAAGUUCAUGUUGAAAAUGAACAAUCAUCAACACAUCUAGCUGAGUUCUAUCAUUGUUCAAUUGAUCUUAUUCAAUAUUUUCUAUUAAGCAAACAAUUUAUAUCUGCUACUCAUUCUGCCGAUUUAUCAUUUGUAUUUGCUCGUAUGCAUUUUGUUUGUGUUGAUCGUAUUGAUUUAUCAUAUUGCUAUGGAACUGAUAUUAUCAAAACAGAAUCAACAAAUUAUAAUAAAGACACUUAUAUUGACGAACAAUCAAGCAAAUUUUAUAUUCUAAAAAAAUUUGAACAUUCUGAAACACGUUAUAUUGAUGCUAUGAUUAAUUUUAUUGUUGAAGAUGAAGGAAUUCGAUCGCAACUUUUAUCAUAUAUCAAAAAACUUUUGCAACAAUACCAGAAUGAAGGUGAAAAAAGUUUAGCUAUGUUACGAACAAAUUGUACAGAAAAUUACGAACCUAAAUGGAAAAUUCCAAAGGAAAUUAAAAAAGAUGUUCCAAGUUCACCAGCAAUUGAAGAAAAGACUGAAAAACCUGAGAUCACACGCGAUGAAAUUGAACAAUUGAAGGACAUGCCUUCUACUCGAAGAAAUCGCAUACCGAAAAAAGUAACAGACGAAGAUAAUACCAGUCAAUUAACCUGUUUUCCUGCAAAAGCCAGUACUAUCGAAACGAACGAGAUUCCUGAAUCAAAAACAAAACCAAAACCGAAAGACUCAACUGAAAGAGAAAAUCCAUCAUCAAAUGCAAAUUCAACUAAUGAACAUCAUCGAGAAUCAGGAGAUUAUCAUCAAGGAAACCAUGAACAUGGAAUAUCGAAGAACAAAACUACAGAACAUACUGAUGAGAAUCUCGACAAAAAUGAAUUAAAUAAAGAUGAGAUAAAGCAAUCCAAAGGUCAAUUUAUUCAACCUCAUGCUCCUAUGACUUUUUCGAAUACUACUUCGUUACUACCUGUUAACUUCGAAUGUAUAAGUUUUUCAACUCUACCGUAUAUUGAUUCAAGUACUUCACCUGUUAUUGAUGGAUUAUCGAGUACUGAUUCGCUCCGUCCCAUUGCUACUGAAACUGAUCUUGCUACGGGUCGUCAAGGUGAACAACUCGUUUUUGGUUAUCUUAAAUGGAAAUAUCCUAAUGCAGAUAUUAAUUGGGUUAAUCAAGAAGUAGAAUCAGGUAAACCCUAUGAUAUUCAUAUGAUUAUUAAAUCUGAAAACAAUCGAGAAGAAUUUAUUGAAGUAAAAACAACUCGAUCCUAUGAUCAAAAUACAUUUGCAGUAUCGAUUGGUGAAGUUGAAUAUCUUCUUAACCAUCCAUUGAAUUAUUAUAUUUAUCGAGUUUAUUAUGCAGAUAAAAUAGAAUUAUCAACAAUUAAAGUGAUCAGCACAAUCAAAACAAAUUUACUGAAUAAGCAUCUUAAACUUUCUAUGACUUAUGAAUCAAAACAGAACGAUUAA
This is a messenger RNA of Rotaria sordida, 4155 nucleotides long. The record is from the annotation of a GenBank genome assembly. NCBI's taxonomy places the organism in Eukaryota, Metazoa, Rotifera, Eurotatoria, Philodinida, Philodinidae.